GAUUGAUUUGACAUUAAAGUGAAAUAAUUUAUUAUCUAUGGUAAACAGACGCCGUAAAUUGGUUUCAGCCUUUAAUUCCUGCGAAAAUGAGUGAAAAGAGCUGUGAUUUUCAGUGGAAUUCGCCUGAACUGGAGGAACUCGCCAAUUCCGCUAAUAACUCGGUGAUUCCGGCAAAAUCCAAGCAAUUAUAUGAAGAUAGUUACAAACGUUUUGUGAAAUAUUGUGAAGAGCAACAAGCAGAUGACUUUUCUGAAAGUGUUUUGUUGGCCUAUUUUUUCAAGUUAUCGAAACAGUACAAAAGCUCCACUCUAUGGUCGAAUUUUUCGAUGAUCAAAGCCGAAUUAAAUAUUAGACACAACGUAAACAUAAACACUUACACCAAACUUACAGCAUUUUUGAAGCACAAUGGCAAGGGGUACACUGCGAAGAAAUCGAAAGUGCUCACUAAACAGCAGUUCGACGAAUUCCUAAAAAAUGCCCCGGAUAAUGUAUAUUUAGCUACAAAGAUUAUAUUGAUAUUUGGGGUAACCGGAGCGUGUAGAUGCGAUGAGUUGCUAAGCAUGACUGUAAACGAUAUCACCGAUUUGGAAAAGUUAAUAUUGGUGCAAAUUCCCCGUGGCAAACCGCGAUCAUUUCAUAUUAUUGGCGAUUCUUAUAUUAGGCUGUACCGUAAAUAUGCUGCUCUCCGCCCGAAAGACAUAACCACCGCAAGAUUCUUCAUUAAAUAUCAAAACAGUAAAUGUCACCGAGUGGUGAUGGGGAGACAUAAAAUUGCUCAGACAGCAAAGGAGGUUGCCUCGUUUUUGCAAUUACCCAACCCUUCGGAGUACACAGGUCACUGUCUUCGAAAAACAUCGGCAACAAUUUCAGUGGAGGAUUGUGGAGACACUCCCCUUUCAACCCAGCAACCAGCAGGUGAAAAAAAGUUACAUGAGUGGUCAGCUGCAUACAAUUUAGACAAAUCCUUUAAUUCAGAUGUAAAUUUUACACAACCAAUAGAGCAUAUUAAGGUGGAACCAGAAUUUGGUGAUAGUGAAGAUAUAGUUCCAGAAGAUUUAGAAAUAAAUGAAGAGGAUUCCAGCGAACAACUUGAUAUAGACUUUGCAGGGCAAUGCAUAGAUUAUGCACUUCCAUGCCAAUCAGAAUCCAAUAAACCAGCAUACAAUUUAGACAAACCAAGUGCCUAUGAUUCAGAUGGACAAUUUACACAACCAAUAGGGUCAAAAGAAUUUUGUGAUGAUGUGAAAAAAAUAGAUGAUUUAGAAAUGAAAGAAGAAGAUUCGGGCGAACAAAUUUACAUAGAGUUUGCAGAACAAUGUUUAGAUUACGCAAUAAAAUAUUUAAAACAAUGUACCAAAACCCAUGUGGUUAAUCAAGUUAUGUUUUUGGAGAAAUUAAAAAAAGACUUGCCAACAUAUGAGUGACUUUUACAUACAUACAAUGAGUAUAGAUAGGUACCAAUUAAGGGUCAAAGAAUAAAAGUGGUUUAAGGUUUUUUUGCUUAACAGGAAGCUGCAAUUAUACCCCUUUUAUUCUUGGACCCUCAAUUGUAAGUAUAUAAUAGUAAAUACUCUAAAGAAGUAUCGCUAGUAGCGCCACCACAAUCAGCUGUCAAACGCUUAUGAUACAAACGAGUGUUUUUGAGAAUAAAGCCGUAAAAUGUUAAAAAAUAUCGAAAAAAAACCGUGGCUCGAUUUGUUGUGUUGUUUGGUGUAUUUCGAUAGGAAAUCCUGGGUUGAGUUUUUACCGGUUUUUCAAUAAACCGUGUUAAUCCGAAUGAAGAAAUAGAUUGCAUACAGUCUCUGUAAAUAUAAAUUGUACCUAUUAGAUACAAUAAAUACACAUUUUAGUAGUGAUUAACGUGAAAAGUGUAAACAUUUCAAUUCAGUAAAAAUCGUCAAACAAAUAAGUCGUCUAAAUUUAAACAGAAUUUAGCAUUAUAAAAGCGUUGAUUAAGAAAGUCUCCACUCAACGCUAAAAUACCAUUAUAUUAUGUAUUAUAUAAUAUUAUGUUGCCAUGAAUUCGUAGGUAUAUUUUGUUGUUUAAAAUGCAGUUGUCGGCGUUUUUUAGAGAACUCAAACUUAAAAAUGGUUGAUUUUAAGGUUAUGUUUGUGCAAAAACUAUUUUUUACUAUUUCUAAAAAAUGUCCAAACUUAAAUAUAAAUUAUAUUAGGUAAAGUUAUCAUUAGUUAAUUCUGCACCAACAAAUGUACUUACCGAAUUGGAUCCUUUGGCAAAACAUGAAAAUGCAACUAUUCAGUUCUUGAAUUUUAUUUACAAUUAAAAACACAAUAAUUCAACAUGAUCCCUUUGAUAAAAUACACACACUAACGUAACUAUAUAAGCAUUUAAGCGUUGAGUUUCUUAAUCAAUGAUAUAAGGAAUAAUCAAUCGAAAUCGAGUACUAAAAAAGUUUUUUAAUUUUUUCCUUGCAACGUAAAACACAAAUAACGUGCGCGAUUUAGCUGUGCAAUUGAACAAAAUUUGUCGAGUAAGACUUCUGCCUUCCUCUCUUUUGUGAAAAAACUACCUAUUUAUUUAAAAAUGAUGUACAGUUCGUAUGCUUUAAAUGUAUUGUUGACAAUUCUUAAAUUUACGCAAUGCAUUCGAAGUUCACCAGAUGGCGCGCGCGUUGCGAAAACCCGAUACUUCUUUAGCGUAUACUAGGGAAGCAUCGAUACUUGUUUUUGUAUGUAUCGGCGAUACCGAUACGGAUGAACUGAUUAUUUUGUUUAAUUAUUAAUAAACUAACCACGGCAUAAUAGCAUAAUCUGAUUAUAGACUCUUUUGGUAACACAAAAAUGUAUUUAUCAAAAUCCCAGCUGAUCCUUUAUUAAAGUUUUGCAUAUUUUAAAAUUGUUUAUGCCAUUUCGAUAAAAUACUCUAGUACCAUUAUCAAAUGUUUUUAAAAAUUUGGCAGAUACAUGACUGAAAUAUG
Messenger RNA from Brassicogethes aeneus, 2939 nucleotides. Lineage: Eukaryota; Metazoa; Arthropoda; Insecta; Coleoptera; Nitidulidae. The record is from the annotation of a GenBank genome assembly.